Molecule: messenger RNA, 906 nt
Organism: Gorilla gorilla gorilla (western lowland gorilla)
Lineage: Eukaryota; Metazoa; Chordata; Mammalia; Primates; Hominidae
Product: vomeronasal type-1 receptor 4-like
Biological process (GO): G protein-coupled receptor signaling pathway
Cellular component (GO): membrane
Molecular function (GO): pheromone receptor activity
Source: RefSeq, a predicted model, not a curated record
AUGGCCUCCCGGUAUGUGGCAGUGGGAAUGAUCUUCUUAUCACAGACCGUGGUGGGAGUCCUGGGGAGCUUCUCUCUUCCUCUCCAUUAUCUCUCCCUUUACUGCACUGGGUGCAGGUUAAGGUCCACAGAUUUGAUUGUUAAGCACCUGAUUGUAGCCAACUUCUUAGCUCUCCUCUGUAAAGGAGUCCCCCAGACAAUGGCAGCUUUUGGGGUUAGAUAUUUUCUCAGUGCUAUUGGGUGCAAACUUGUUUUCUAUCUCCAUAGAGUGGGCAGGGGAGUGUCCAUUGGCACCACCUGCCUCUUGAGUGUCUUCCAGGUGAUCACGGUCAGCUCCAGGAAAUCCAGGUGGGCAAAACUCAAAGAGAAAGCCCCCAAGCAUGUUGGCUUUUCUGUUCUCCCGUGCUGGAUCGUGUGCAUGUUGGUAAACAUCAUCUUUCCCACGUAUGUGACUGGCAAACGGAACUACACAAACAUCACAGUGAACAAGGAUUUGGGAUACUGUUCUGGGGGAGGCAACAACAAAAUCGCACAGACACUGCGUGCAAUGUUGUUAUCAUUCCCUGAUGUGUUGUGUCUGGGGCUCAUGCUCUGGGCCAGAAGCUCCAUGGUUUGCAUCCUGCACAGGCACAAGCAGCGGGUCCAGCACAUUGAUAGGAGCAAUCUCUCCCCCAGAGCCUCCCCAGAGAACAGAGCUACGCAGAGCAUCCUCAUCCUGGUGAGCACCUUUGUGUCUUCUUACACUCUCUCCUGCCUUUUCCAAGCGAUGGCUCUCUUGGAUAAUCCCAAUAGUUUACUGGUGAACACUUCAGCCUUAAUGAGUGUAUGCUUCCCAACUCUCAGCCCCUUUGUUCUCAUGAGCUGUGACCCCAGGGUAUACAGGCUUUGCUUUGCUUGGAAAAGAUGA